UAUCACUGAGCUCGGAGCGCCGCGCGCGCAGUAGAAGCCUCAGCCCGGUAACCUGACACCUGUCCGCCACGUCCGCCCAUAAGCCAGCCUAAAUGCGUCUGUUGGAGGUGAUCCUUCACUCGUCCUCGGGGAUGAAGAACAAACCCCAGCAGGCGGACGCGCCGCGCCGGGUGGAGCCGCACAGCUUCGAGGUGUCGGUGCAGCAGCUGAACGAGUUACUGACGGACGACGGAGGCUUUUACAGCUGGCCCACCAAACACUUCCACGAGGUGUACCCCCGGAUCUACAUCGGGAAUGCGUUUGUGGCGACAAACGUGAUGCGCCUGAAGCGCAUCGGCAUCACCCACAUCCUGAACGCGGCUGAAGGGAACUCCUUCAUGCACGUCAACACCAGCUCCCAGUUCUACGCCGGCACGGGCAUCGUGUACCACGGCGUGCCGGCCAGCGACACCGACCACUUUGACAUCAGCGUUUACUUUGAAGAAGCUGCAGAGUUCAUCGAGAAGGCGCUGGCGUCCAAGAACGGGAAAGGCAGAGUCUACGUUCACUGCAGGGAAGGCUACAGCCGCUCGCCCACUUUGGUCAUCGCCUACUUGAUGCUCUACAAGAAGAUGGACGUGUACAGCGCUCUGGCCGCGGUGCGGCAGAAGAGGGAGAUCGGACCCAACGACGGGUUCCUCCGACAGCUUUGCCAGCUGAACCAGAGGCUGGCGGCCGAGGGGAAGCUGUGGAACAAGUGAAGGUCACGGGGAACCAGGUGACCUGCGAUAGAAGUUUAGGAAAUCUGAGGUGAAGCUAAACUCAGUUGUUCAGAUUAAAGUGAAGGAACAAUCCUUGAAAUCAGAGUGGAAAAUAAAACACCCACCUCCCUCUACAGAGAGUAGAAAUACACCACACAUGUAUUUUAGCUCAGAAGUGAUUACAUACUUCAUUCCACUGUCUCCUUUCUGAACUCCUUAAAGGAUGAGAUCCGCCCACGUUUCUUCCCUGAUUAAGGAUUCAAAUCCGGAUUCUAAACAACUGGAUUUUUCCUGAAUUCUCUCCUGUUCUCCAUUUGUCUUAAAGCGAUUUUGUAAAAACAUCAGGUAACUCCAGAGAUGUUCUGCCGGAAAUCAAAUGUAGCUUUUAUAAGAACUUUUAAACAGGAAGGAAAACAUGACGACAGUUUUGCACAAACCGGGUUUUAAUCUGAGGAGUCUUAGUGUUCAGACAGAAAGGAGAUGUUGACAUUCACAGAGAAACCAGGUUGCUGCAGAAACACCAGCAUGUUUCUGUCACUGCCAAACAUCUGUCAAAGGACACUCAUCUGGAUGAUGCGGUUGUAGAAGUGGAAUAUUUUAGGAUACUGUUGUAUAUUUUUCUGUAUUUUAGGUACACAGUAUUUGCUGCUCAUAUUUCCAGAAGUAUUUCUGUCUGCAGUUUGGUGUUAUUUGUACUUUAAUAGAAAAAUACGCCUUAUAUUAUGAAUACAGAUUGUGAAGCUCAUUUCAAACAGACAAAGUCGGUAUUUAGUCAUAACUGUCAAAUGCUUAGAAGCAAAUGGAAAUAACGAAAACACUUCCUCUUAACUUAAAGUGUGAUGUUGUUUCUCAUCUUAGCUCAAAGUUUUCCAUCAUUUAAAGACCCACUCUGAUCAUCUUUUGACCUAUUUUCUCAUUGUUGUCACUGGACUUUUAAUUAUUAUUAUGAUGAUUUUAGCUUAAAAUGAAACAAAAAAAAACUGUCGUUUACUAGCACAUAGUUUCUGCAAAACAGUAGGAGGUCAUUAAAACUUUGCCUCUGAAUUGUGGGUGGGGCUGUUGGGGCGGAGCAACCCUACUUCCACUUCCUGUUCCUGAGAGUUCUUUGUUUACAUGCUCUCCCGCUGGCUUACAGCCCCUCACACCCACAACUGACAUUCCCCUGCAACAAAAAUGGAGAGAAAUAUUGAAGCCACCCAGUUCUGAUCCAGAUUCAGCUCAGACGAGGAAAACAAAGACGUUCCUGGAUCUGUUUGUCUGUAAGUGAUCAGAAUGGAGCAGAGCAGGGAGCUGGUGGCCCGCCCAGCGAUAUUGUACAUUUCUACAAAUGGGAUCUCUUUCAAACUGCAUAUUUCCGUCUGCUCCUGAUUUGAUUAAAAAAAAUAUUGAAUAAAAAAUACUCUAAAUUUUAUUUUCUUUAUCUAUGUCCUCCAUCAUCAGAAAAAUGCCACAAGAACAUUUUAAAAACCCCGUUUUCAUCAGAGUGGGUCUUUAACAUUAUAGUACCAACAAAAAACAUAUUUAAUCUUUAUUUGUGACACUAUUUUACAAGAAUGUAUCUGUAAUUAAUAAUAGUGUAAAGAGGCAAACACCACUUAGCUUUAAAUCUGAUGAAUGAAACGAACGUCUCUCACGUGUACAAUGUUGGACUCAUAAGUGAAUCUUCACACUGCCAGAAGUAAAUAUGACAAACAUCUGUGUCCGUGUUUGUGUCACUGUAAAUGCUGCUUUUGUACUGCAUGCCUUUUCAGAACCAUGAGCCAAAGUGUUGCUUGGUGUGAACACCGCUGCAGGUGGUGCAGUCUUCAGGGUGUAUCCGUGUAACCUGUCGUGUGCGUCGCUACGUAAGCUGUGAUGUCGACUGAGGGUCGACCUGUCAGAGUCUCAGUGAGCUUAACACUGCUGUAUCAAAGUGCACUUUAUUUAAAGAAACUUGUGAUUGUGACUCUUUCAGACGUUCAAUAAUAAAGUUUAUAAAAGUCAGAAA
Oryzias melastigma (Indian medaka) is the source of this 2727-nucleotide messenger RNA. Its product is annotated as dual specificity protein phosphatase 3. Gene Ontology annotation, cellular component: cytoplasm. Gene Ontology annotation, molecular function: protein tyrosine/serine/threonine phosphatase activity; MAP kinase phosphatase activity. NCBI's taxonomy places the organism in Eukaryota, Metazoa, Chordata, Actinopteri, Beloniformes, Adrianichthyidae. The transcript is spliced from 3 exons. The coding region runs from base 93 to 740 and encodes 215 amino acids. Gene Ontology annotation, biological process: protein dephosphorylation; negative regulation of MAPK cascade. The record is from RefSeq and is a predicted model, not a curated record.